Messenger RNA from Dryobates pubescens (Downy woodpecker), 573 nucleotides. RefSeq names its product olfactory receptor 14A16-like. Gene Ontology annotation, biological process: G protein-coupled receptor signaling pathway. Gene Ontology annotation, molecular function: olfactory receptor activity. Gene Ontology annotation, cellular component: membrane. The annotation marks the transcript as partial. Lineage: Eukaryota; Metazoa; Chordata; Aves; Piciformes; Picidae. The transcript is spliced from 2 exons. The record is from RefSeq and is a predicted model, not a curated record.
CUGCACUAUGAGAACCUCUUGGGCAGCAGAGUUUCUGUCCACCUGGCAGCAGCUGCCUGGGGCUGUGGCUUUCUCAAUGCUCUGCUGCACACAGCCAAUACAUUUUCCCUGCCCCUCUGCCAGGGCAAUUCUCUGGACCAGUUCUUCUGUGAAGUGCCCCAGAUCCUCAAGCUCUCCUGCUCCACAUCCUACCUCAGGGAACUUUGGCUUCUUGUGCUCACUGCCUGUUUCUUCUUUGUCUGUUUUGUGUUGAUUGUGGUGUCCUAUGUGCAGAUCUUCAGGGCAGUGCUGAGGAUCCCCUCUCAGCAGGGACGCCACAAAGCCUUUGCCACCUGCCUCCCUCACCUGGCUGUGGUCUCCCUGUUUGUCAGCACUGCCUUCUUUGCCUACCUGAAGCCCUCCUCCAUCUCCUCCCCAUCCCUGGACCUGGUGGUGUCAGUUCUGUACUCAAUGGUGCCUCCAAAUGGGAUACGUGGUGACACGAUCCGAUAUACAAUGGGCUAUAGAAAAUCUGACAAAUCCGGACCAAAUUACUACGAAAUUAGCCGAAUACGUGGUCGAGCUAUGCGCUGA